Phyllostomus discolor (pale spear-nosed bat) is the source of this 3709-nucleotide messenger RNA. It is a transcript of the gene NUP133, whose product is annotated as nucleoporin 133. The transcript has 26 exons. Gene Ontology annotation, molecular function: structural constituent of nuclear pore; protein binding. Gene Ontology annotation, biological process: transcription-dependent tethering of RNA polymerase II gene DNA at nuclear periphery; poly(A)+ mRNA export from nucleus; protein import into nucleus. NCBI's taxonomy places the organism in Eukaryota, Metazoa, Chordata, Mammalia, Chiroptera, Phyllostomidae. The record is from RefSeq and is a predicted model, not a curated record. Bases 109 to 3573 code for a protein of 1154 amino acids. Gene Ontology annotation, cellular component: nuclear pore outer ring.
AUUUACAGCGCGCCCUCCCGCCCCUUGGGUGUUCAAGCUCCGCGCGCGGCCCGUGUGGCAGCCACACGACUGGAGCUUGGGCGCUUUCAGUAGCCUUUCCUUUCCGUCAUGUUCUCGGCCGUCUCCUCUCCGCGGACGCCGGGGCCUGGAACCCGAAGGGGCCCGAUGAGCGGGGUCGGGCCGGGCUCCACGCCGCGGGCGACGAGUAGGAAGGGUCUAGCCCUGGGGUCUGCAGUCAGCUCCCCGGUGCUGUUCUCUCCGGUCGGUCGGCGUAGUUCGCUGAGCUCGCGAGGAACACCUACGCGAACGUUGCCACAUCACUCCAUAACUGAAGCUAUGAACUAUGAUGUGAAAACGCUUGGAUUAUUUCUUCCUGUUACGAUUAUGGAAGCAUUGAAUAAAGAGAGUGAUCAGCUGACUGUUCACAUAGAUGAAGGUGGAUGGGCUUGUCUGGUCUGCAAAGACAGACUCAUCAUUUGGAAGAUGGCCGUGUCACCUAUUUCUAAGUUAGCCGUUUGCAAAGAACUUCAGCUGCCACCCAGCGACUUCCACUGGACUGCUGACUUGGUGGCUCUCUCCUACUCUGAUCCCUCAGGGGAAGCACAUUCUACUCAGUCUGUUGCCGUCAUGGUUGCCACCAGAGAGGGAUCCGUUCGCUACUGGCCCAGUCUCGCUGGCGAGGACACCUACACAGAGACUUCUGUAGAUUUGGGAGGCGAUAAGAUGUACAAUUUCCUGACAGCAGUGCAGGGAGGAAGUUUUAUUUUGUCCUCAACGGGAAGCCAGCUGAUCCGGCUGACGCCUGACAGCUUGGGCAAGAUUCAUCAGCGCGUCCUGCCUCAGGGGCAAGGCGUGCUUUCGGGGAUUGGUCGGAAGGUUUCUUCUCUUUUGGGAAUUUUGUCUCCUAGCAGUGACCUCAUGCUUUCAAGUGUCCUUUGGGACAGAGAGAGAGCGAGCUUUUACAGCCUGACAAGUUCAAACAUCAAUAAAUGGGAAGUAGAUGAGUCUUCAGAAAAACAAGUGCAUAGUUGGGAUAUAAAUAGAACCCUGAAGGAAAACAUUACUGAUGCCAUUUGGGGAUCUGAAAGUAACUAUGAAGGCAUUAAAGAAGGUGUCAACAUUCGAUACUUGGAUUUGAAACAAAACUGUGAUGGGCUCCUGGUUCUGGCGGCAGCGUGGCACCCAGCAGACAGCCCAUGUCUGGUCUACUACUCUCUGGUGACAGUCGAGGAUAACGGCCACCAAAUGUCGGACGCAGUCACUGUAGAAGUCACGCAGUAUAACCCGCCUUUUCAGUCCGAAGAGGCGCUCCUGUGUCGGUUGAUGGUCCCAGACUUCUCAAACCAGACCGCCUACCUGUACAGUGGGACUGCUGUCUUCGUGUGCUCCACGGGGACUGGGAGGUUUUCUCCGCCGCAGGAGAAAAUUGUCUUCAGUACACCAGGGGAUCGUAUCUUAGGAGCUGGCUCCUGUGGCGGCAUUCCCAUCCUUUUUUCUAAGAAGAGUGGGCUGGUGUCUGUGACUCCCAGGGAAAAUGUGUCCGUGCUAGCAGAGGACCUUGAGGAUUCCUUAGCCUCUUCAGUUGCUGGGCCGAGCAAUGAGAGCAUGGUGUUUGAGACCUCCACGAAGAAUGAGCCCAUGGCCCAGGAAGAUAAAACCCGGCUGCUGAAAGCUGCUUUUCUGCAGUACUGCAGAAAGGAUCUAGGUCACGCACAAGUGAUGGUGGAUGAACUGUUUUCCUCCCACUCGGAUCUGGGUUCCGACUGCGAGCUGGAUGGAGCCGUCGCCCAGAUCAGCGUGGACCUGGUGGACGACUACCCAGCCUCCGACCCGCGGUGGGCCGAGUCUGUCCCCGAGGAAGCACCGGGGUUUAGCAACACGUCACUGAUUAUUCUUCACCAGCUGGAAGACAAGAUGAAAGCUCAUUCUUUCCUCAUGGACUUCAUUCACCAAGUGGGCUUGUUUGGGCGCCUGCGCACCUUCCCGGUGAGAGGGGUGCCCAUGGCGACUCGGCUGCUGCUGUGCGAGCACGCGGAAAAGUUGUCAGCGGCGGUCGUGCUCAAGAACCACCACUCGAGGCUGCCCGACCUCGUGAACACCGCGAUCCUGAUCGCUCUGAACAAACGGGACUGCGACAUCCCAUCCAGCCUGACACCGGCGGACAUCUUUUUUAGAGAGGUGUCGCAGGUGGACACCAUCUGCGAGUGUCUGCUGGAGCACGAGGAGCAGGUGCUGAAGGACACGUCUCUGGAGUCGGUGGAGUGGGCGGAGGUGGUGAUCAACGUGAACACGAUUCUCAAGGACAUGCUGCAAGCUGCUAGUCAUUAUCGACAAAACAGAAACUCGGUGUAUAGAAGGGAGGAACCACUAGGAAAAGAACCUGAAUAUAUUCCAUGGACAGCAACGAGCGGUCCUGCCGGCAUCCGAACAGCAAUCACACGCCAGCAUGAGAUCGUGCUGAAAAUGGUGUACCCCCAAGCAGACAGCAAACUCCGCAACAUCCUGACGGAGCAGCUGGUCUCGCUGAUCGAUUGCUUCCUGGACGGUUACACUUGUCAGCUGAAGUCCCUGGACAGAUCCAGUGAUCAGGAGAGAUACAGCAACCUGGAAGUUGAAUACGCACAGAGGAGAUCAGAGCUCUUGUCUCCUCUCCUCACACUGGGCCAGUACUCAUGGGCGGCUUCGCUGGCGGAGAAGUACUGUGACUUUGACAUCUUGGUGCAGAUGUGCGAGCUGACCGACAACCAGAGCAGGCUGCAGCGCUACAUGACCCAGUUUGCAGACCAGAAUUUUUCAGACUUUCUCUUCCGUUGGUAUCUGGAGAAAGGGAAGAGAGGCAAAUUACUGUCUCAGCCCAUUGCUCAGCACGGCCAGUUGGCGGACUUUUUGCAAGCUCAUGAACAUCUCAGCUGGUUACAUGAAAUCAACAGCCAAGAAUUAGAAAAGGCCCAUGCGACACUUCUGGGCUUGGCGAACUCGGAAACUCGCUACUUUGCAAAGAAGAAAACCCUUCUCGGCUUGAGUAAACUGGCUGCAUUAGCAUCAGAUUUUUCAGAAGAUACACUGCAAGAAAAAAUCGAAGAAAUGGCCGAGCAGGAGCGCUUUCUGCUGCACCAGGAGACCCUGCCUGAGCAGCUGCUCGCGGAGAAGCAGCUCAGUCUCAGCGCAAUGCCUGUCCUGACCGCGCCACAACUCAUCCAUCUGUACAUCUGUGAAGAGAACAGAAGAGCUAAUGAAUAUGAUUUUAAGAAAGCUUUGGACUUGCUGGAGUAUAUUGAUGAGGAGGAAGAUGUAAAUAUAAAUGAUCUGAAACUGGAAAUCCUUUGCAAAGCUCUUCAGAGAGAUAACUGGUCCAGUUCCGACGGUAAAGAUGAUCCGAUUGAAGUGUCCAAAGACAGUAUAUUUGUGAAAAUCUUACAGAAACUUUUAAAAGAUGGCAUCCAGCUCAGCGACUACCUGCCCGAGGUGAAGGACCUGCUACAAGCAGAGCAGCUGGGAAGCUUGAAGUCCAACCCUUACUUCGAAUUUGUUUUGAAAGCAAAUUAUGAAUAUUAUGUCCAGGGACAAGGGUGACUUUUUCUCGAAAUGGUCAUUGUUGCUGGAAAUUUGUAUACACUGUUAUAAAAAUGUUAGGCCUUAAACAUGUAGCAGUUUGUACAGUUUUCUAACAUGUUUUGCUGAGGUUUUUGUGCUUUAUUUGGAAGCUACU